Messenger RNA from Linum trigynum, 2656 nucleotides. NCBI's taxonomy places the organism in Eukaryota, Viridiplantae, Streptophyta, Magnoliopsida, Malpighiales, Linaceae. The record is from the annotation of a GenBank genome assembly.
CGUGCUGGCGGUUCACACACAAAAUACCAGUAUCGGAGGCUAAACCGUUUGGCGGUAUUUAACGGUACUAUCGGUUGACCUAUGGUUAGACCACGAUUUUGCCAUAAAAUACCCUAGCACUUACUUUCCGGUACGGUUUCAUGGACCAUAGAAUUUUAUGGCAAAACCGUGGUUUAACCGUAGUUCAACCGUUAGUACCGUUAAAUACCCGUUUAUCGGUUUAGCCUCCAAUACUGGUAUUUUGUGGUUGAACCGCCGGUACAGUACGGUUUCAUAGACCAUGAAAUUUACGAGUAAAUUUCAUAACACAAACUUUGAAAAUAGAGUUGGUAUUGAUAAGAUUUUAUUCCUCCCUUCCUAAUUCAAAUUUCUUGAGCGUAAAUUUUUAAACUCCCCUCGUUCAGAUUUGCGCAGCUCCGCCACUGAAUAAUAAGGGUCAUAAAUUGUACUAUAUGUUACUAAAUUGUGUUUGUUUUCUUCCUUUUUUUUGUCUAGUAUCAUGUUGAGAUAUAUUUAGUCAAGCAAACUAAACUCAACCACCUAAGUUGGUAGGACGUAUAUUUGAUUGGUCUAGCCACAAUAAUUCAAGGGAUCAGAAUAUUGAUGAUUAUUAAUAACUUAUAAGUAGUUCACUCGCAUGAGUUUGUUGAGUAUACGUUAGAAUGAAAAUGCAUGAAAAUCCCUUGUCGUAAAAAUUUAAUUAGGAAUAUGCAAAAUCCAGCACACAUUUCCAUUGUGAGGCCGAAAUCAUCAACUUGGAAAAUUAUAGAAAGUAUCUUCUAAUUCGAUUUUCAGCCUGAACAAUGGGCUUUAAAUGUUUGUGCAAAAAAAAAAAAAAAAAAACCGCUUUCCCGCUGGAACAAAACAAGAGAAGGAAGGAAAGGGAGAGAAUUCUAGAACUUCACGAGCCUGCCUAACGUAAGGUUAGUUUUGCUCAUCUUUCUUUCUUUCUUUCUUUCUUUCUUUCUUUCCCACCUCUCUCUUUUUUCACUACCAAGCAAACCAGCCAUGGCAAAAACCAUCUCUCGGUCGAAUAAAUAAAACCACAUGCACUACUAAACGCCACAAACUUGUCCACCACAUAAGGUAAAAUGUAAAAACCUAUGGCCAAGAAUCAAAGCUUGCUCUUUACAACCCCAAUUAGAAUACCCCAAAUUAUAAAAUCAAAACAAACCACAUGCUCGGUAGGUUAAAAAUCAGUUGGUCAGAUUAAAACACAAAAUCAGUUGGACGUAACACACCCUCUUAAAUAUCUGGAAUCGAACAAAAGACAUGUCGGUUACAAAAAGCUCUCAUACUUUGUUAAUAACAAGUUGGUCUCGUGUUAACUCGAGUUAUGAGAAAAGUUCAAGUAUGAAUAUUGUAAAAUUUUACUAACAGGGUACUUGCAAAAGAAUACAAAGUACAAAACUUAUGAUGAGUUUCUCGUCUCGUCACAACUUUCGUGAAUGGAACACGAAACCUUUAAUAGUAAAAUUUUAAUAAUUAAUCUGUUGUUUAGUUAGUUAUGUAUUUUUUAAAUUAUAAUUCGGUCGAUAAGUACUCUUAACACUGUCAAAUUGUCACAUGACAUGAGCGUCGCCUUUAAAGCCUCCAUUUCCAAAUGCCAACACUACGAACACACAUUCCUCUCCACCCACCUGAAAAAAACAGAGUCCUCUGUUCUUCAUUCUUCCCCCCAUUCCCCCAAAAUCAACCCCCUAAAAAAAUCAAAAUGAAACCCACAAUUCCUCGUACGACAUUCUCCAUCCUCCUCCUCCUCCUCGCCGGCUUCCCCGCCGCCGUCCGCUCCGGCGACCUAAUCGAGGAAGUGUGCAAGAAAACCCCGUUCUACGGCCUCUGCGCCGCCACCCUCCACUCCAAUUCCUCCUCCUCCGCCGCAGCCGACGUCAAGUCACUCGCCUCCAGCGUCACCAGCUUCGUGCUCUCCAACGCCACGGACACGCUGUCGUUCAUCCAGGCCCAGCUGAGGAAGGAGAAGGACCCCAAGGCCGAGAAAGCCCUGGCCAAUUGCGCCGAGCUCUACAUUCCCGUGGUGAAAUACAACCUGCCGCAGGCGAUCGAGGCCUUCUUCAGGGGUUACUACGGCUUCACCAGGUACGCGCUCUCCGACGCGGCCAAGCAAGCCGGCGCGUGCGAGGACAAGCUCUCCGGCUCCGGCGCCGACGGCGGGGAGCUGAGCGCGCGGAACAAGGUGGUCGGCGACCUGUGCGGCGUCGGGGCGGCGAUUGUUGGCCUGCUGAUGAAAGUCGGAGGCCGACGAGGUUUGAAUGUUUGACCCGCUGGCUGUGUGUGAAUUCGGGGUUUUGGGGUUUUGUCGAGGUGUCAGAUUGUUAGUGGCUGGGAAGUUCUUUUCCGCCCUGUUUUUUUUUUAUGUUUUUAGCUUUUUUGUUUUAUUAUCGUUUUGCUAGCGGCGUUUUUUCUGUUAUUUUUAAUGAAUUGGAGGUAGUGUUGUGUAUACGUGUCGUGCUCUGGGGACACGAAAGAGAAACGGUGGUUGAUGUCGAUAGUAUGAGUUUCAGUUUCUACCAAAAAAAAGUAUGAGUUUCAGUAUUAUUGUUGUGGUUUUGUGUAAUAUGUAGAAUUAAUUAAUGAUUGAUCAGAUUAAUGAGUUUAAUUUUCUGUUUUGUCUUUUAAAUAAUUAAAUAAUAAUCAG